Messenger RNA from Candoia aspera, 3355 nucleotides. RefSeq names its product BCL2 like 1 (gene BCL2L1). The coding region runs from base 345 to 1031 and encodes 228 amino acids. Gene Ontology annotation, cellular component: mitochondrial outer membrane. The transcript is spliced from 3 exons. The record is from RefSeq and is a predicted model, not a curated record. Gene Ontology annotation, molecular function: protein heterodimerization activity; protein homodimerization activity. Gene Ontology annotation, biological process: extrinsic apoptotic signaling pathway in absence of ligand; negative regulation of intrinsic apoptotic signaling pathway; intrinsic apoptotic signaling pathway in response to DNA damage. Lineage: Eukaryota; Metazoa; Chordata; Lepidosauria; Squamata; Candoiidae.
CAUUCUUCCUUCGCCCGGCCGGUCAGAACGAGUCAGCACUCGCGGAGAAACCGCCGCUUAGUGCGCAGGAAAAACGCAGUGCCGUAGCCGCUGAAGCCACCGGCCCCUUUCGGGGUCCCGUUCUAGCGGUUCGAGCCGGCCGCUUCCCCUCAGAAGUAGCUGGGAACCGAGGCCGGUAAAGAGAAGCGGGGCCGGGGGCGGGGCGUCUUCGGCAUUUUUCGAGUUUUCAUGUCUGAGGCUGGGGUGACCCUAUCUGGGAUGGAGAGGAGUGGCGUCCGUGUACGGUAACCAGGACAGCCCGUGUUCCAGACCAUGGACUCACUGAGACACGCAGAGGUGUGAAAAUGUCGAGUGGUAACCGGGCCCUCGUGGUGGACUUUAUUUCCUACAAGCUGUCGCAGAGGGGCCACAGCUGGAGCGAGAUCGAGGGAGACGACGAGAACAGAACGGAGCUGGCGGCCGGCGAGAUGGGGGGCGUCCUCAACGGGAGCCCGUCUUGGCACCCCAGCCCCAGCCCUGUCGUGAACGGGGCCGCGGGCCACGCGAACCUCCUCGAAGGCCUGGAGGAGGGCCCCCAGUCUGACGUGAGGCAGACGCUGCGGGAGGCCGGGGACGAGUUUGAACUGAGGUACCGACGGGCCUUUAGCGACCUCACCUCCCAACUCCACAUCACCCCCGGCACCGCGUACCAGAGCUUUGAGCAGGUGGUGAACGAACUCUUCCGGGACGGGGUGAACUGGGGGCGGAUUGUGGCGUUUUUUUCCUUCGGCGGGGCCCUGUGCGUGGAGAGCGUUGACAAGGAGAUGCGAGGCUUGGUGGAGCGGAUCGCCACCUGGAUGGCUACUUACCUGACUGACCAUCUGGACCCCUGGAUCCAAGAUAACGGAGGCUGGGAGCGGUUUGUGGACCUCUACGGGAACGACGCGGCCGCCAAGAGCCGGAAAGGCCAGGAGCGCUUCAACAAGUGGCUCUGGACGGGGGCCACCGUGGCAGGCGUGGUCCUCCUGGGCUCCCUGCUGAGCCGCAAAUAGCCAGAGACUGACCGCCCACCUGCCCGCCCGCCUCAUCCGCCGGCAUCGCUCCAGCACUCUAUACUCGGCCUUGUAAUCAUUCCAGGGGGUGGGGAGGAGGGGCUCUGCACUGCGAAUCCCCACUCCGACCCCAGGCUCACCCCCCCCAAGCAACUCACAGACCUCUUUCUGGUGCCUCCUGCCGCCCCCACCCACCCCCCCCGGCCCCAAGGCCUCCUCCAGUCCCUGGCUGUUGUUCCACCACCCAGCCAUCCGGCAGAGGGGCUGCUUCCCUGACCCUGUGCCCAGAUCCUGGAGGGGGCCCUCCGAGCCUUGCUCUCCCCCAGGAGGCUUCCCUGCUCGUUUUCAUUGCAAGGAGUUGCUGCAGUAGCAAUUGAUGUUGUUCAAGCCGCUCCCUGCCUGCUCCCCUGCAGACCAGGCCCUUGGGGGUCUCUUUGGGGAGGGGAGGGGAGGGGCUGCCACACAAGGCUUUGGCAAGUGAGAAAACACAUCGCAUGGCUUCCCCCAACUCACCGUUAUGUGAAUCUUAGACAUAUCGUACGCAUCUCCCCGUGGGGAGCGCCGAGACCCGGAAACACUGACAGCUGCACAGCCCGUGGUCAUGAAUCCAGGGGAUGUGCAGGACGGGGACCCCUUCCAGGGGGCAAAGCUUCGCUAGGGGGAGAGGAAGCGGCAGGCACGCCAGGCCUUGCAAAGUGGGUGUGCCAUAACCGAACCCUUUCUCUGCCCCACGGACCCUGCCAGUCAGUGCCCCGCCACAUCAGAGGGGUUUGCUGGUGCCUGGCCCAUGGUCUGCCCCAAGGGGGCCAAGGCUCUGCAUCAGCAGCUGCAGCCUCUGCUGUUUCCAGGGCUUGCUAAGGAAGCCCCGUGCCAGGGGGCGGGGGCAGGAUGGUUGGUGGGAAAGGGGUGCUGGCUUCCGGUUUUCGCUGAGCCUCCCCAGGCCUGCCCAUCUGACUGCUGCCAGUGUGCCGGCAGUUGUGUGUCCUUGCUGACCAGGAAUGGCAGCUGGGGCCGGUUGUCCUUUUCAUCAGGGGACGGCCCCAGAACAGCCACAGGCUGGGCGCCUCGAAGCAGAUCCUUGAGCCCCUUUGCCCUGGGAAGGAAUCCCAGAUCCUCUGCCCCAGCCUUUCUGUUAUCUAGGAUGCGACCUGCGCUCCCCCACCCCGACCGGCUGCGGAAAAGAGCAGGCUUGUGACAGGCUGCUGCUGGGGGGGCGGGGGGGCUGCGCUCUGUUAUCUGGCACAGCCUCUGGAAGGUGUUUACCAUCAGCCGCUAAUUGCAACACGGGCCCUCUGGGGACCCUCCCUGGCGUUUGCCCAAGGAACUUCCAGGAAGAGCAGACACCAGCAGUGCCCGCAAGGGGGGAGAGGGGGUGCCCUGUGCUAGAGGGGGAGGAGUGGGGGCAGGUCUGCGGUUUCUGAGGCUGCAGAGGAAGCCAUGGGUCAGAGACUGCUUUCUUGACUUGGGGGGUGGGGGGCUGUGCUUUGGGGUUUCCUGCAAGUGUUAGAUCAGUGGACAGAGUUGUGGGAUCUGAGGAUUUGGGGUGGGGGGAGCAUAUCAGGUCUGUUCGAGCAAAGGGUUGGUGGAGGAGAUGUGGGGAAGGGAAGGGUUACCAAGGUAGGGUGGAGGAACCAGCCUCUGAGCCCCCUUGGGUGCGGCUGGAAGUGAGUGCGGGGAAGAGACAGGUAUCUGCGUCCCCCUUGGCCUCUGCAGCAGCCAAGGGCGGGAGGUGUCCUUGGGGAGGAGGACAGCCAGGUCUGGGUUUGGGGAGGGGGGUGUUGCCUGCAGCAGUGGCAGCAUGAUGGGCCCCUUCCCCCCAGGGAGUCCAGCCUUCCUCAGCAAGUGUCCCCGCCCCGCCCCCGCGGAUUCCGGUGACCCCCCCCCCCGGCCCAGCCCUCCACCCCCCACAAAAAGACCAGGGAGUCCUUGCCGCUUGCCUGCCCCUUCCUGAAAAUAUACAAGAUCUGCUGUAUAUAUUGAAGAGUAGUUUUUAUUCAGUUGUGAAUACAAUAAUACUAUUUUUGUUAACUGUAUGUCUGUAUUUAUGUGUUUUGGCUGUGCUGUCCCUCUCCAGGCCCGCGCCCCAUUUAGCCCCCCUUUCACAACCCCGCCCAGGUGGUCACAAAGGCAGCCUGGUGGGGACCCAGCCCAGGGGAGCCCCAUUUGCCCCCGCCAGGCCUUGGGGUCCACGCUUGGAUGUUGCGCCCCAAGUUUGCCCGCCCGCCCUCCGUCUCCAGGCUCACGCAAGCCACUUAUUAGAGAAGAGAAAAUAAGGUGGAUUUGAAGGUGGAAGUUCAAUCCUUUAAUAAAACUGUGGUGUUUGA